Messenger RNA from Rotaria sp. Silwood1, 834 nucleotides. Lineage: Eukaryota; Metazoa; Rotifera; Eurotatoria; Philodinida; Philodinidae. The record is from the annotation of a GenBank genome assembly.
AUUAUUUUCUUAGCUGGUUAUAAAUGGACAAUUUUCAUUGCACAAAUUGGUUUUCUUCUUUUCGUUGCUGCAAAUAUUUAUCCAAAAGUAUGGCUUAUGUAUCCAACAUCGGCUGUUUGUGGUAUUUUUCAAGCUGCAUUCUGGACAGCUCAAAGUGCAUAUAUUGCUGAUUUAGGCAAAACGGAUAAAAUUGGAGAGGAAGAAGCAAAGGAAAAUAAAUAUUUUGGUAUUUUCUAUGCAACAUUUCAAACUAGUAAAGUCAUCUGUUGUUCGAAUACUCAUAUAAAUUUUUCUUUGACUAAAGGUGAAGUUUGGGGAGAUUUAAUUACAUAUCUUGUUUUACGAAAUGGUUUGGUUAUGAUGGUAUAUGGUAUUGCCGCUUCUAUAUUCAGUAUUAUUGUUGGUUAUGUGGGAAAAUUUCACCGUCGUUCAUUGAUAUUUGUAAUUGCUUCUAUUGUGUGUUAUGGAUCAUUAAUUGCAAUGCUUUUAUGGAAACCAUAUUCAUCUCAAAUGUAUGUUCUAUAUAUUUUAGCUAUUCUACAAGGACUAGCAAGUGCUAUAUGGGAUCCAGUUGUAUCAGCUUUAUAUGAAACUGUGUUUCCCAAGGAAGAGGAAGCAGCUUUUUCAAGUAUGUGGCUAGGUGACAAUACAGGUCAUCUUGUUGUUUAUUUAUAUGCCGGAUCACUUCGUGCUCGAACAUCAAUUAUUCUUCAAAUUAUUUAUUUAACAAUAGCUUUAAUUGGAUAUUUUAUUUUGGACAUUAAACAAACUUAUCAACAAAAAAAACUACCACCUGUUGCUUUAGCAAAUGUAGCUGUAAUUGAAACACAAUAA